Molecule: messenger RNA, 1002 nt
Organism: Diaporthe citri
Lineage: Eukaryota; Fungi; Ascomycota; Sordariomycetes; Diaporthales; Diaporthaceae
Exons: 2
Coding region: 1-1002 (333 amino acids)
Biological process (GO): DNA-templated transcription
Cellular component (GO): nucleus
Molecular function (GO): zinc ion binding; DNA binding
Source: RefSeq, a predicted model, not a curated record
AUGUCGGCCCAUUACCGCAGCAUCUUCAACAUGCUCUAUUCUCAGACAUGCUGCCUGCUUCAAGAAUCCAUGCAGAAAUCAUCAAAAUAUCCAGACAACGUACAAAUUGAGUACAUCCAAGCUUGGCUGCUGCUGGCCCAUUAUGAGUCCUUGCGGAUGAACGAGUCACAGGCCAUGCUGACGUCCGGCCGCGCGUUCCGCCUUGUCCAAAUGGCGCGGCUGUACGAAAUGGAUGCGAAUGAGCAGAACUUUUGUGCGCUCAAAAGACCGAAUGCCAAUCAGGAUGAUAGCUUCGCUGUCUCGGAGGAGAGGAGGCGCACGUUUUGGGUCAGCACACGUCUUCCGGCCCCUGAAGUCAACUUCCAGAACAGCCAGCCGAUCAGCACCGACUUUCUCUCCGAAGCCCUGACCAAAGGCGUAUCGACCACGCUGUCACCCUUUGCCGAGUGCGUUGUACUCGUCACGCUCCACGGCCGCUGUAUGGCCCAUCGUCGGGCGUCUUGCAAGGAGAGUGGCAAGGAGCCACGUGGAGUCUGGGCCCGCCACGAACGGCUGGCCUCAGCCGUCGAGCGCCGCGUGGCUACACUCGCACAGAUACCCGCAGCCCCUACUGUCGAGCGCGACCCAAUGCUCUUCUUCACCCGAAUGCUGGCGCACAGCGCCAUCGUCUAUCUCGGCACCACGUUGCUCCAGAUGCCUUGGCAGGCGGCCGAGCAUCAGCACAGCACCAGGGGUGUUGUGCUGGUGUACGAGCAGCACGCCUCUCGUGCCGCCCUUGAGAUGGCGCGCCUCGUCAAGGCAUCGCCCUCGCUCAGCCGCUUCAAGGCUCACCCUUUCUUGCCCAAUUUGCUUGGUUCUGCUUUGGCAUAUCUGAAUACCCAGACUGUUGUCAGUGACGGUCAGCCUGGAGCCGAGGUCCUACUCCAACUGCUCAGAGACCUGCGGGAUGUGAACAGCCUGGCAUUUGACAUUUGCUCGACUUUAGACGAGACUUGGCAUUGA